Molecule: messenger RNA, 2030 nt
Organism: Nothobranchius furzeri (turquoise killifish)
Lineage: Eukaryota; Metazoa; Chordata; Actinopteri; Cyprinodontiformes; Nothobranchiidae
Gene: ufd1l
Product: ubiquitin recognition factor in ER associated degradation 1
Cellular component (GO): VCP-NPL4-UFD1 AAA ATPase complex
Molecular function (GO): polyubiquitin modification-dependent protein binding
Source: RefSeq, a predicted model, not a curated record
GUUAGGGUUAGAAGGCGGUCCUGACGCUUACUGGACUUUCGUGGGCGUCCUGAAGCCUUCUUCGCAAGGAUGGAGCCUGUUUUCUGGAAGUUCUUGAUGAUUCGUUAAAUGGUUGAUUUAGGUGCGAUAUUUUUAGCGGCGAUAUAUUUACCAGUUGAGCCUUUUUUGUGCAAAGCAAUGAUAGCUACGUGUUUCCUUACAGGUAACCAUGAGGAAAACGCAGGGGUUUCUUAUUUUACUUCCGCUUGUGUUGACUCUUCGGGUCUAAGCAGGAUAACUGUAGAAGUCUAAACGUCUAUGGAUGUGUCCACUGUCACAGGCGAUCAUUUUAUGUUAAUGAAGUAUCGUGAACAUUUAUUUCGGUGGAAUAAACUAGCAACGCGUAUGGAGAGAAAAAGAACGUCGUGAUUGGCUAUCGUCGUUUUUGUCGUCACUUCCUCCUGUCAGCUUGUACACUUCCGGGAGUAGAAAAAGAAGAAGAGCAGACGCUGAAGAAACCUAAAAAGACCUAAACAGCCGUUUAAAAUCCACUGUCCUUUCAUCAAAGUUUUUAAACUUUCAAUAUGUUUUCCUUCCAUCACGUAUUCGACCACCCGAUGGCCCGGGGCUUUCCGAACCGUUUCUCCACUCAGUACCGCUGCUACUCGGUGUCGAUGCUGGCAGGACCCAACGAUCGCUCCGAUGUGGAGAAAGGAGGCAAAAUAAUAAUGCCUCCUUCGGCUCUGGAUCAGCUUAGCAGACUCAACAUCACUUAUCCAAUGCUGUUCAAGUUGACCAACAAAAACUCUGACAGAAUGACACACUGUGGUGUUCUGGAGUUUGUGGCAGAUGAAGGAAUCUGUUACCUUCCACACUGGAUGAUGCAGAAUCUCCUCUUGGAGGAAGGCGGUCUGGUCCAGGUAGAAAGUGUAAACCUCAUGGUGGCCACCUAUUCAAAGUUCCAGCCACAGAGUCCUGACUUCCUGGACAUCACAAACCCAAAAGCAGUCCUGGAGAAUGCACUAAGAAACUUUGCUUGUUUGACAACCGGUGAUGUCAUAGCCAUAAACUACAAUGAAAAGAUCUAUGAGUUGCGAGUUAUGGAGACCAAACCAGAUAAAGCGGUGUCCAUCAUCGAGUGUGAUAUGAACGUGGAUUUUGAUGCUCCUUUGGGUUACAAAGAACCUGAGCGAAGAUUUCAGAAUCAGGAAGAACCAACAGAGGAAGAAGGAGAUGCCAGUAGCUAUGCCGACAUGGACAUGGGAUUCAGAGCUUUUACUGGUUCUGGAAAUCGCCUGGAUGGAAAAACGAAGGGGAUUGAACCCAGUCCUGCUCCUCUCACUGCAAGUGACAUGAAAAGAGGCAUUCCGAACUAUGACUUCAAAGUUGGCCGCAUCACUUUUAUCAGGAACUCCAGACCUCAGCCCAAGAAAAAUAUAGAGGAGGAUGAUGCCUUGAACAGAUUCAUUGCCUUUUCUGGAGAAGGACAGUCAUUACGCAAGAAGGGCAGAAAGCCUUAAAGGGUUUGACUGAAGCGAUGUUUUCAACAGCAAAGUAAAAUUUGGUCUUCAGAAACGAGGGUUUUUUUCUCAGUGUCUGUUUGAAGUGGGUUCUUUGCAUUUGACUUUUGGUCGUAGGUUUAUAAUUGACUUUGACAGUAAUAUUUUUUGCUCUAACAGGCAGCAUUGCUUACAAACAGAGUUAUAAUUUGUAUUAAAAAGUGCAGGGUAGGGGCCUGGAGAAAAACAGCAUCACUACUUGGUGAUUAUUGGAAGGAACUUUGACUUAUGUUAGAUGUAUUACAAUUCAGAAUUCCAUUGUUUUAGAACAGUAGAAGCAAUAAUACUUUUCUUUGAUGUUUGGGCAUAUUGUUUUAUGAUUAAAUUCUUUGGAACAUUUUUUCUGGUUUAGUUAUAGACAAAUAAAGGAUUGCCUUUUGAACUUGUAUUUGUUUCUGCAAUGUAAUAGAAUGCGGUCAGUUCUCCUUAUUUUUGUAUUAAAUGUAAAGUUGGUUAGAUGGUUUUCAGCUAUAAUAAAGUGACUGAAACGGG